Molecule: messenger RNA, 1866 nt
Organism: Anolis sagrei ordinatus
Lineage: Eukaryota; Metazoa; Chordata; Lepidosauria; Squamata; Anolidae
Source: RefSeq, a predicted model, not a curated record
UCAGAGUGUCUGUAUUUCUGUGCUCACAGGUGCCCCCCACUUGGCCAGCAGCACCUCUCUGCUCUCGGAGCGCUCGGGCAGCGGCACCAACCUGGUCAGCUUCGGUGUGAAGCCAGAGUCGUCUGGCAGCGGCGGCGGCAGCGGGAUGCACCAGCGCUCCUACUCGGUCUCCAGCGCUGACCAGUGGAGCGAAGCCGUCGUCAUUCCCAGCACUGGGGGCAACCCAGCCAAUGGUGGCGGGGGCACAGUGGACUCCCUGAGCUCCAGCCCCAACGUCUCCAGUGCGGCCAGUCCCAAGCUGGAGCCCCCGCCCUCCCCGCACGCCAACCGGAAGAAGCACCGGCGGAAAAAGAGCACCGGCUCCACGCGGCCAGAGGGGGGCGGCACCGCGGCCGAAGAGCAAGACGAGUCCUUUGAGUUCGUCCUGGUGUCACUGACCGGUCAGUCCUGGCUCUUUGAAGCCUCCACGGCGGACGAGCGGGAGCUCUGGGUCCAGGCCAUCGAGAGCCAGAUCCUGGCCAGCCUUCAGGGCUGCGAGAGCAGCAAGAACAAGGCUCGACUGGGGGGACGCGGGGACGCUCUCGCUCUGCAGUCCAUCCGCACGGUUCGAGGGAACAGCUUCUGCGUGGACUGCGAUGCCCCCAACCCCGAUUGGGCCAGCCUGAACUUGGGGGCCCUGAUGUGCAUCGAGUGCUCGGGCAUCCACCGCCACCUGGGCACCCACCUCUCGCGCGUCCGUUCCCUGGACCUGGACGACUGGCCGAUGGAGCUGGUCAUGGUGAUGACGGCCAUCGGGAACGCGCUGGCCAACUCCGUCUGGGAGGGGGCCACUGAGAACUACCCCCGCCCAACGCCCGACAGCUCCAGGGAGGAGAAGGAGCGCUGGAUCCAGGCCAAAUACGAGCAGAAGCUCUUCCUGGCUCCUCUGCCACUCUCGGACGUCCCGCUGGGCCAAACGCUGCUCCGGGCCGUGGUGGAGGACGACCUGCGGGCCGUAGUCACGCUCCUGGCGCACGGGUCCAAGGAGGAGGUCAACGAGACCUAUGGGGACGGCGACGGACGGACGGCCCUGCACCUCUCCUGUGCCAUGGCCAACGUGGUCUUCACGCAGCUCCUCAUCUGGUACGGAGUGGACGCCAAGAGCCGGGACGCCCGCGGCCAGACCCCCCUCGCUUACGCCCGCCGCGCCGGCAGCCAGGAAUGUGUGGACAUCUUGCUGCAGCACGGGUGCCCCAGCGAUGCGGCCGGGGGAGGAGGGGGACCCCCCGGCACCCUGACCCCCAGCCUGCCCCGCCGCAACGCCAACAACAACGCCGCCUCCGGCCCCCUCUGCCCCGAGGGACCCUGACCUCCAAGGCCCCCCCAUUGACCCGCAGCCAGAGCUGGCAAGAAGCAGGGGCAGACCCCCCUCCCUCCCAACAUGGCGCCCAAGGACUUGUGGGGUGGCUGGGUGACCCCUUUUGCACCCCAUUUGGGGGGGGGAGGCCCUGGAAGAAAGGGAAGUGGGGCCACAUGGGCCCCUGAAGAAAGGGAAGCCCCCCCCCCCGCUCCAUGGCUCACUGUUUGUAGCAGAAGCCCCCCUUUGUGUCCCCCUCCCCCGGGGCUACAGCAGCCCUUCUGGGCCAGUCUGGGGGCUCACUGGCUGACCCCUCCCCACAGACCCGUCUUAGGUGCUGCUUCUUCCCGCAGGCCCCUCCCCGCCGUCCCCUGUGUAUAAAAUGUACAUUGGAAAUAUUUAUAUGAUAGUAUGUAAAUAAGGGUCCUUGGCCGUCUGCCUCUGUGUGUCCGAGCGAGUGAGUGUGCCCCCUUGACCUUUGACCUGCGGCCUCGGAAGAGAAGCUGCCCAAUAAAGACUCUGCCACUUGG